Clonostachys rhizophaga is the source of this 1719-nucleotide messenger RNA. NCBI's taxonomy places the organism in Eukaryota, Fungi, Ascomycota, Sordariomycetes, Hypocreales, Bionectriaceae. The record is from the annotation of a GenBank genome assembly.
AUGCAGCCUGCUCUGAAGCUCAUUUUCCACAUACUGUGGGCUCUCCCUUUCCUUGAACCACUUUCUUGGGCUACUCCAACAACACACAUUUCCACUCCCCUUGUCAAUAUCAGAAAUGGAACAUUAGCAGGCUCAUAUGACUCAGUCCGCCAUCAAGAUGCAUUCCUCGGCGUACCAUUCGCAGCGAGCCCGACCGAAGACCUUCGAUUUAGCUUGCCUCAGCCACCAAAGCCUUGGAAGGGGAUCAAAUCAGCCAAGUCAUAUGGACCGUUGUGUUUGGGCAACUCUGCUGGACUCGUAGGAUUCAGCCAGAACACGUCUGCGCCCAUGAGCGAGGAUUGCCUCCAGAUUAACAUCAUCCGCCCUUCUGGCAUUAAGAAGUCUCGUAAGCUUCCGGUCUUUGCCUGGAUUCACGGCGGCGCCUGGGUUGAGGGUAGCGCAGGGGAUCCCAGAUACAAUGGCUCAUUUUUAGUCGAGACGUCAGUUCAGAUGGGCACGCCUAUCAUCUUUGUCAGUUUUAAUUACCGCCUGGGCGUUUUUGGCAUGAUGAACGGGCCGGCUGCAGCAAAGGCUGGGCCACCGAAUGUCUUCAUCCACGACCAACGCCAGGCGCUUCGAUGGGUACAGGAAAACAUCGCAUAUUUCGGCGGCGAUGCUUCGCGAGUCACUAUUGCUGGGGAAUCUGCAGGCGCUUCUUCUGUCGGUCAGCACCUCAUCGCUUAUGGAGGUCGGGACGAGGGGCUUUUCAGCGGCGCUAUUGCGCAAAGCGGAGGUCCUCUAUCAUCGUCUUCAUAUCGCAACGCAACUGAGAUGGAGGCCUACUCGAACAAAGUACUAGAGGAAACGGGCUGUACUGAGGCGAAAGAUCAUCUAUCAUGUCUGCGUGCUGUUCCCGCCAAGGCGCUGAGAAGAGUCAGUCAGAUGCUUCCUACGGCCUGGGUCGUCGAUGGUGAGCUUUUUACGUCAACUAGCUCACGUCUUCUCGAGUCGGGAUCGUUCGUUAAAGUUCCUCUCCUGACUGGGUCUAACCGAAAUGAAGGCACGUCUUUUACGCAGCUACUUGGUUUAACAGUAAACUCUGAUGAUGAGUUUUUGGCGUCCGUCAAGGGACUUCUUGGGCGACCUGUGGAAGAAGCAGCCUUGGCCAAUUGGUCCACGUUGUAUCAGAUGGAAGUCGAUAGGCCCUCUCCUGCAGGCUUGGGAUCAAUUCUGUCUAAUCCAGACCCACAGCUAGGAGCUCAGUAUGGAAAGACAAGCCUCUGGCUUGGAGAUGCUCUCUUUACGGCUGGUCGACGAUUCGCCAACCAGAAGUGGGCUGAUUACCGCACGCCAAGCUAUAGUUAUUUCUUUGACACUCUGCCUGCCAACCUGGACCUCGAAACACUCGGCGUGGCUCACUUUCAGGAAAUUCCAUUUACCUUUGCUAAUACCAAAGCCAUUGGUUGGGAUACCGACCCUUUCCCUUCUGAGCCUAAGAAGAGGCAGAAGUAUUUGAAGCUAGCUGAAAUUAUGAGUCGUAUGUGGAUCAGCUUUGUGGUUACAGGAUCACCUAACUUUCACUAUAUGUCCGAUUUGAAAGUAAAGUGGCCAGUAUACUCCCGGGACAGCCCAAGAAACAUGGUUUUUAGCGCUGAGAAUGGAGUCUCACUACAACAAGACAUUUGGAGGGCUGAGGCAAUUGAUAUGUUUUCCUCUUUAGCACCUAGCUUAGACUGGUAG